Pteropus alecto (black flying fox) is the source of this 588-nucleotide messenger RNA. It is a transcript of the gene PPP1R14A, whose product is annotated as protein phosphatase 1 regulatory inhibitor subunit 14A. Gene Ontology annotation, biological process: regulation of phosphorylation. The record is from RefSeq and is a predicted model, not a curated record. The transcript is spliced from 4 exons. The coding region runs from base 33 to 476 and encodes 147 amino acids. Gene Ontology annotation, molecular function: protein serine/threonine phosphatase inhibitor activity. Gene Ontology annotation, cellular component: cytoplasm. Lineage: Eukaryota; Metazoa; Chordata; Mammalia; Chiroptera; Pteropodidae.
CAGCGCGGCGCGGGGACCGGGGCCAGGACGCGAUGGCAGCUCAGCGGCUGGGCAAGCGGGUGCUGAGCAAGCUGCAGGCUCCUUUGCGGGCCCGGGGGCCGGGGGGCAGCCCCGGGGGACUACAGAAACGACACUCGCGUGUCACCGUCAAGUACGACCGGCGGGAGCUGCAGCGGCGGCUGGACGUGGAGAAGUGGAUCGACGGGCGCUUGGAGGAGCUGUACUGCGGCAGGGAAGCAGACAUGCCGGAUGAGGUCAACAUUGAUGAACUGCUGGAACUAGACAGUGAAGAGGACAGAAGGCGGAAAAUCCAGGGUCUCCUGAAAUCGUGCAUGAACCCCACAGAGGACUUCAUCCAGGAGCUGCUGGUGAAGCUGCGGGGCCUCCACAAGCAGCCAGGCCUCCGCCAGCCCAGCCCCUCUGGUGACCGAAGCCUGAGCCCCCUCCAGGACCGGGCCCGGACCGCACCGCCCUGACCCUGUCUCGCCUGCGUGGCCCACCUUUGUCCUCCCCGCCCCACGCCCUCCUGGCUUGUUUAUAAGUGGUAUUUAAUGGUUCUGUAACAAUAACACCCACCGUCUGCCUGUU